Penicillium malachiteum is the source of this 1728-nucleotide messenger RNA. Its product is annotated as TRAPP trafficking subunit Trs65 domain-containing protein. The transcript has 4 exons. The coding region runs from base 1 to 1728 and encodes 575 amino acids. Gene Ontology annotation, cellular component: trans-Golgi network; TRAPPII protein complex. Gene Ontology annotation, biological process: intra-Golgi vesicle-mediated transport. The record is from RefSeq and is a predicted model, not a curated record. NCBI's taxonomy places the organism in Eukaryota, Fungi, Ascomycota, Eurotiomycetes, Eurotiales, Aspergillaceae.
AUGCCUGGUCUGGAAAUUCCGGGCGAGUUUUUGCGACAUGCUGUUCUAGAAACAGUUGUACCUCAUGCUCCAGGGCUUGACUUAGAGGGAGCAUUGACCUCCGCAUUGGAAGAUGGUGCCGAUGAUUUGCCCUCCGUGCUGGCCGCAAUCCGCCAACGUUCUGUUCUUUUCUUUGAUGAGACCCUUCCCGUUCGCAUUGUCCUCCGACUCUCCGACUGCACAGAGGCCCUUCUAAAGCACUACGCGCCUCGUCUGGAAGUUAAGCUAGAUGUCUUUGCGAUAGACCCGACGGAAUCUGUCGCAGAGAAUCCAACACCUACUCGGGAGGUUAUCUUCUCUGGCGUUGUGAGUACAGAUGAGGAGCCACUAGUCAUUUUCAAUGAGUUUGAGGGCGAAGACGGUGGCACUGGGAACCAUGUCUACCUCAUAUGGAGCAUCGACAGCUUCUUGAAACGCCCUCGCAACCGCAUUCAGCACCCCUCGCUCUUGUUCAUUGGCUCAGCAACUUUAAACCCUUCAGAAGGCUGUCGAACAGAAGACCCCGAAGAUGAUUACCUCCCGCCUCUUAUUCCUGCGUCAACAAAUAUGUUGCAGUCCUUGGCAGGAGAUAAAUCUCCUUCCCACAAAGAUCCAUUCCUCCCAGCAUCACGCUUGCUACGUGUCGUACCUACAGCAUACAACGAAGACCCCAUAUACAAUAUCCAACAGCAGCAUGGCCAUCCAUUCCGAGUCGUUCCUGCAGCAAGUGCUAGGAUCCGAUACUCAAGACUCAGCUCUUACACGGGCAUUCCUACGACCGUUGCUAGCCUGGAUUUUGAGGUAACGCCCUUCCUAAAUUGUGAAGUCUCGUUCGAUAAAGCAGCACUCAGUCUAUCUGAAGGAACUAUCGAGUCUAUGUCAGAUGUUCCAGGCCUUGCUCUUCCCUUGACAUGUCGACCUAGAGAUGAUGUGACAUUGGUUUACAAACUCACCCCAGAGUAUGGCCCGGAGACGAAUCCGUCAUCUACCGCCGUGAUGAGUGUGCUGGACAUCUCUUUAGGUGCGGUGAUCCUAUUGUCCGACGAUUGUCACCCGAGAAUCUCUAUGGAAUGGAAGACAAACGUGGACUUCUCACUGGCGCUAAACCCUACAUUUGGCGGGCCUAGCACCGCAUUGCAGAGGAACAAUCGUCCAACAAGUCUUUCCAUGUCAGGUCAGUCUGUCGCGGCCACGGCUGCCCGAAGCUCUUUGCGAGAGCGAGCUUAUUCUGUUACAGAUGUGGGAGUUACAAUCUCCUUUUCCGGCCCGAGCAGAGUCCAAGUUGGAACACCAUUUUCUUGGGGUGUUUUCAUCGUGAAUCGAUCCAACAUACCCCGUAAAUUUGCAUUGAUGGCCAUUCCGCGCCGUAAACGUGUUGAUCCGCGAGGUCAUGUUGCGCGUCCCUCUUCUGCUUCUAUCUCUAGUCGGAAAGAGGACAAUGUGGCAGAAGCAGUGACUGAUGACAACAUUGUACAUGCCAUGCAAAAGAGUAUGGUAGGCCAAGAGGCUGAGUUGAUCAGCUUAAGUACCGAUAUCCGAGUGGGACCGCUAUUGCCUGGAACCUGUCACUCCACUGAAAUCAAGUUGCUACCUCUUGCAACUGGACCUCUUCACUUGGAGGCUGUACGACUUGUGGAUGUAAAUACGAAUGAAACGACUGAUAUCCGCGAUUUGCCGGAUAUUUUGGCUGAUGACCAACCUCGAUCCUAG